AUGGCUCCGAAGAGCAAGGCUCCGCCGAAAGUGGUGAAGAAGGUGGAGAGAUCUCCCACUCCAGAUGAGCCAGUCCGUAGAUCGGGACGUGCCAGAAUCGAGAUGGGAAAGUAUGAGGAAGGAUUUGACCGCCACGAGCUCGAGCUGGCUCUUCGUGCUUCGAUGAACGAUGCCAAGUCACCAUCCACGUCUUCUCCAUCUGCCGCCGGACCAUCGUCUUCUUCCUCUUCCGCUCCAAAGAAAGAAGUCGCUAAGCCGAAGAAGAAGAUCGUGAAGCCAGCUACAACUCCAGUUGCUGCUGCUCCAGCACCAGCUCCAGCAUCCACGGAAUCACCCAAGCGAACCGUUCCAACCAAAAAGGAGCGCGACGCCGAGAAAGCUGCUGCUAGAGCAGCCGCCGCUACGUUGACUUCACUGAAAAAGGGCACUAUCAAGAAGGCACCUGAGACUCCAAAGAAGAAGGUUGUGGCUAAGCCAAAGAAGGCUGUUGCCACUCAAGAAGUCGCUGAGGCAACCUCCUCGUCGGCUCAUGAAACGUCUCCAGAAAUCGACGAUGAAGUCGUUCCAACGAACGAGGCCACUACGUCUACUACCAACUCGGCUCCAGCUGUUGCCACUGCUUCGGCUCCGGCUCCAGCUGUUGUUCCAGCAAAAGAGGUUAAGGCUGAGCAACCAGUCAAGAAGGUUGUCAAGAAGAAGGCCAUCGCCAAGAAAGCUCCAUCCACCCCUUCUAGCUCCUCCGCUGAUGCUGCUCCAAAGAAGAAGAAAAAGCCAACGACUCCGAAAAUAUCGGCGAAACCAACGAAGCAAUAUCUGGAGAACGAGAAGCAAAUGCGCCUCAUGGCUUGCGCCAAGACCACUGUCCUAUAA
Caenorhabditis briggsae is the source of this 870-nucleotide messenger RNA. NCBI's taxonomy places the organism in Eukaryota, Metazoa, Nematoda, Chromadorea, Rhabditida, Rhabditidae. The transcript is spliced from 3 exons. The record is from RefSeq and is a predicted model, not a curated record. The coding region runs from base 1 to 870 and encodes 289 amino acids.